Molecule: messenger RNA, 5167 nt
Organism: Paramuricea clavata
Lineage: Eukaryota; Metazoa; Cnidaria; Anthozoa; Malacalcyonacea; Plexauridae
Source: the annotation of a GenBank genome assembly
CUCGAGGAUUUUUCAAAAAUGGGUGUUGUUGCUCUAUAGAGGUUACUCAGCUAAGGUGUAGUCUUUCCCGACUUGUGUUAUAUUGUUAUAACCAAUGCACAACAAGAGGCUUGUAACUUUACAACUAAAAGCCUGUAAAUCUCGCGCGAACACCUUUUCGUAGCCAAGACUUUUUAACUUUCUGUCUGUAAUAUUUGCUGUCCCAAUAAAGACAAUAAUACUAUAACAUUUCCUAUUACAGGUUACGUUGAACAAUCGAAAUAUUCUCAUCAUUGGUGGCUGUGGACAUGCAAAUAUGGUAUGCCAUCAAAUUUUUUGUACUUAUCAGGGCUUUCAAAAGAAGCCGGCGACGCAAUUUUCCGUUUCGUAAACCGCCAGAGUGAGCAGUAACAAUCAGUGUCACCACUUUCAGCGUGCGUGACAUUCGGCGAAUAUGAAAUGUGAUACUCACCACGCAAAACACGCGUUGAAACGCACGUGUUGUGCUAGCAUCUGUAGUAAUUUUGUAUCGAGUAUCGUUUGCUCGGUGUCUUAUUAAAUUUCGUCUUCAAAUAUUGUUGACAUCUUGAAAUUCUGAAAUUUAUCUAAACUUUCGGCUGAUACAGUAGGUCCCGUGUAUAGUGGCACGUAACUUGAAAUUACGUUUGUCUGACGCGCAGAAAUUUUUAUUCCAGUCUUCGCAGUUUUCCAGCAACCUUUCUAAUGCCUUUACGUGAAGAUCUUCUUUCCCUACUUCAGAUAACGCAUUUUUAAAGCUGGCGACAGUCUAUAUCAUUGACAGCCGUAUUGAAAGCUCGUCAAAUAUAUAUAUAUAUAAAGAAAGCCCAGUAAACUUGUAAGGCCGUAAAUGUCAUUAUCAUUUCUCUUUUCUUAUCGCAUCGAAGGUAGAAGAAACGUGAGCGAUGACAUACCGUAAUUAUCGUUGCGAUACAUACAUACACAUUUUAUUUAGCGACGCUAACCCCGACAACUACAAUGACUAUCGUAUCGACUAUGUGUACAAAGCUUUUUUAAGUUUCUAGACGAUAACGGCGAUAUGAUUUUUAAGUCACUUGUGUUGUUUGUGUCGUUUUUAACACGUUGGAACGCGCUCUUAAACGCGUGUUUUGCGUGGUGUAUAUCUCAUUUCAUAUUCACCGGAUGUGAUGCACAGGGAAAGUAGUGACACUGACUGUUACUGGUGACCAUGUCGGUUUACGAAACGGAAAAUUGCGUCGGCGACCGCCGGAGCUCUGGUGGUUGUUAUGAAGUUCACUGCGAGCUAUUGUCUUUAAACUAUACCUUAAAUACAGCCUAGACCUAGGCCUUUACUCGGCUGGCUUUGGAAGGUAUCUUUGGCAGGUUUGGUCAAUUUCCAACUAGCAUUUGGUAAUUAUCGCAAUGGUCAUUUGCCUCGUAAAGGCCUAGUAGAUUUCACAAGUUCUCAAAUUAGCCCAUGCAUAACUUCUUGAUCCGAAAUUGAUCAGAAACCAACAACUAAAGCAAUUUAUACUGCCCAGUAUAGUUAUUACAUUAACUAUAAAAACAUUUAUGACUAAACUAACCUAUUAUUAGUUUAUAAAUGUCGCGUUAAAUUGUAUUAAACAUCUUUAAAGGCCUUUAAAGUUCCAACAAUUUUGUACAUGCACUGAUUUAUACUCGAAAUAAUUCUUUUAUUCACUUACACUCUACUGUUUUGCUUUGAAUAACUAUACUAUUUGCGGAUCGGGAAUGAGGAUUUUAAAAUUAUUGUUCAAGUAUUAUGGAUAUACCAUUUGUAAACAAUAUACGUUUUAUACAGUACUGUACGGGCUAAUGAUAUAUGUUUCCGCUUUAUUUAAUAAAUUAUAAUUGUACAGGGUGUCUCAAAAAAACCCAAAAUCAUUGAAAUAACGUAUUGUUCGAAUUUCAAUGCCGUAACACAAAGGAUUUUGACAGGGUGAUUAAUUUGUUUUAAAAAAUUAAAAUAUCUUUGUAAAGUGAACAUUUGUUUGCUCAUGGGAAUUUAAAAAUGCUUCGUAAAUUGUAAUAUGCGUAAUAUGCAUUCGUGGGUUUAGUACUUUAUGCCUGACAUAACAAGUUUACGCUGAGUAUUACCAUUCAUUAUAGCAGUUAUGUCAAUCUUUUAUGCACUCGUGGGAUUAACUUAGUGCUAGGGCAUUGAAUAUCGAACAAUACGUCAAUUUCAAUGAUUUUGGGUUUUUUUGAGACACCCUGUAUAUGUGUUUGUAUAUUUUACAAACACAAGUCAAGACUGCUUCUUGCCAAAAUUGAGAAAAUAUAUAUUAAUGUAGUUGUGUAUAAGACAAAAUUUCAUGAAAGAUUCUACUUUUGGUAUAUACAGGGUGUAUCAAAAAUCAAAGGUAAUCGAACUUCAGCGCGAUAUUGCACGUGAAUUACUCGGCGUAUAUGAACAAUUGGUUUUCAUAUUCGGAAAGAUCAGGCUUUUAGCUAUUGAAUGGCAUGCUUUUCAUGCCAAGUGGAGAACAAAUAUGCAUGUACGAGGCCGAUUAAAAAUGUUAGUCAAAAUCGCAUAUUUUCACCUUUGUGCCUAAUUAAAACAAUGCAUAACAAAAGAAAAAGCAAUUAAUCACGAACGUGUCGUAGCUUAGCUAAGAUUUAUUCCUACUUAAUAAUAAUUAUGAAUACAUAUUGAAGUGAAAUUCAUCAACUUAAGUACCAAAGGGGGUUUUAGACCCAACUCUCAACGGUGAAAAUAUGCGAUUCUGACUAACAUUUCUUAUCGGAUUCUAUUUGCUCAUUUUGUAUCCAUUUGGCAUGAAGAAGAUAUCAUUCAACAGCUAAAAGCAUGCUCUUUCCGAAUGUGAAAAAUCUCGUUCAUACGCAGAGUAAUUCAGAUACAAUAGCGCGCUGAAGUUCGAUUACUUUUUUUUAUACACUCUGUAUAUUUUGACUCAUUUUGUGCUUUCGCUACACUUUGUCAACAUAAUAAUAGUGUUGCUUCAAACUUUAUGAUAAAAACCCCGAUUUUCUAGACGUGUAUACAAAUAAAAAUAGUAAGUUUAUACUAUAAAUGAGUUUAUUUUACCUGUAUCGGUUUAAAUUCGCUGUUUAUAAGUUGCAAAUAAUUCUGUUUGAGAACGCAAUAAUUGGGCAUUUCGCAACCAGGGCAGUUUCAGGGCAGUUUUGGCCUUGUUGUUGGGAAAUCCACUAGGCCUUCUAUUUUUUCGCUUGCGUCCUUCCUCCGCCCGCCCCCAAAUCACCUAGUCCCAGUCUUUUCAUGUGAAAAAUUGCUGAAUAUUAAAAAAAAAAUAAAAAAUAGAAGGCCUAGGUCUAGGCUGCCUUAAAUAUAUAAAAAAUUGGAGUUUUCAACAAUGUUUGAAGUAUUAUUUAAAGAAAGAGCAGCAAUGGUUUAUCAGGUUUAGGGCAAGUUGUGUGGAUUGCUAAACUACAGUAACUAUCAAAAUAUUGCCAUACGCAUGAGUGUGUGAAUGCGGUAGUUGUUUAUACAAGGCGUAUAGAAGAAAAACUGCACAGUUCGAAAAUGUCCGCUCAACUGCAAAUUCCGCAAAAUUUGUGAAAACUUUAUGCAAGCAUGGGUAGUUUGGGAUCUGCUAGUAUCUUUACCACUAAAAUCUUUUUGAAAAGUAUAUUUUCGAGUGUAGGAGGGUUGUUUAGUUAAAAAAAAACACUUCAAAAGUGGCUUGCACACAACUUAAAACGCAAUUUGGAUUGCAGGGUGCAAAUUUAGAACUUUCAAAGCCCUACGCGCGACCUCCACACUCACAACUUGUUGACAAAUUGUUGAAUUGCAGGACGAUAACAAGUUGUUGGAACAACUUGUAACAAGUCUCAGCUCAACAACCUUGUAGCAAGUUGUUAACAAGCUAUUGCCAACUUGCCAACAAGCUGGGAACAAGCAGUGCGAACACAUCCUGUUGACAAGUUGUUGGAACAGCAUUGCUACAAGUCUGCUGCAGGUUUGUUACAACUUGUGCGUUUUUACGUAUGUAGUAGCCUUCCGCGCAUAAUUUAUCCCACGUAUGAAGCAUGACUGAUUUUAUGCAUGACUAAUUUCUUACGUAUUCUUUACAAAAAGUUAAAAAAUUAUGCUUGACAGGCUACUAUGACAAAAAGUCCGAGUUUUAGUGUUUGUACAACGGUCCCACAGAUUAUACACCCUGUGUAAUAAAAAGUCAUUCUACUGAGUCUCGUCGUGUAUGGUUAAUAGAGAGUUUACGAUCUAUGACGCUACCGGUUCAACGACGCGAUCUGAAUUUCAGCUCAAAAAUGAGCGUUAAGCAAUUUAAUAUUUUGAUUACUGUAAUAAAUGUUUGAACCUUUUUGAAAUAACCUUGAAAACGGCUAAGUUCCAUUAAAGCGAUGCAAUGUUUGCUGUAAUUUCGACUUUAAGUAACACCUCGUGGGUCGCAAUAAGCUUUCACGUUGCAAGACGCGAUAAUGCUUAGUUUAACGUUUUGUUGAAAAUGAGAAAGCCGUUGAAAAUAUCCCUGGGACCACAAAUUGUUCACAGUUUUUGUUUUGCAUGACAAACUUCUUUCUUUCGCAAGCGCGUGGUUGAGCCGGCCGCGUCGUUGAUCAACUCGUUGCUACGCACCUCGUCGUCUAUCAGCUAGCUUAUAUACGACUCGAGUUUGCACAAUAACUGUUAAAUAUAUCUUAAAUAUACUUACUGUAAUUGCAGGUGUUUUCAGAUGUGUGGUUUUUAAAUGUAGAAAGUUGGACGUGGUAUGAAAUAUCAGUAAACAACAGCAUAUACGCUGCACCGCAACUCUGGUCACACCCAGCAGUCAUGAUUGAUCGAACUGUAGUAGUCUUCGCUAGCCCUGUGACGUCAACAGUCAACUCAGCAGCCGCUAGUCUUAUGACUGGUGUACCGCAGGCUCUGAUGAAACUGUACUCCCUCGAUUGCAGUGAACUGGAAACGAGUCAGAAGUGUUCGUGGCGAGCGGUUUUGAGCAACAACAAAUCAAUACUGGCAAGUUCCCUUCAUUCGGUAAAUGUCUGUGAAGAUAUGAUCCUUAUUUUUGGAGGACUCAGUGAUAAACAGACUGUUGAAACAGCGAAUAACACUUUAGUGUUCGUAACACCGUUUUGGACAGAUUGAAUAACCGUAAUUGAACAGUGUUCAUAUGGCAGCCGAGUUAGACGACUGGCCAAGUCAUCAUUUUGUACAACUGGAUGGCAACUUUAUGUUAGAAACUGG